AAAUUUUCAAAUUAUUCAUACUCUUUUGUGCACAAAAAAUAAUUGUUAGUGAAUAACAAUAAAAAAGCUAGAUGAAAACAAAUCGGCGUUGUUGUUAUUCAUACUAAAGGAUACAAGGCAUACAAAUAAAGGAUACGCGUCGAUCAUGACUACUAUGAAACUCGUUAAAAGGCGGCACAAAUCGACGUAAAAUGAAGCGUAGAAAAACUAGAAAUAAAACCACCAAACAAAUCACAUUACCUAGAGGAGGAAACAUGUCAUGGGAUUGCUAUAUAAAAGUUUCAAACUCUUGAAUAUAAUUCUGGAUUCCCUGGAAGAUCAAGAGGGUGGAGCUAUGUACAUAUCGUGCGAUGUCUCAAAUGGCGGUCCAGUGGAACCUGAAACGGGAUAUGUGCCCAACAAUCCAUUAUUCGGUCUGGCGUUGGAUAGUCCACAGCAAGAGUGUGCUGCAUCUUCCUGUGUUGGCUGUUUGUCCUGUCAAGGCAAUACCGUUUUGCCCAUCUCAUCGUUGACGUCCAACGACUUCGAUUGCGGCUCCUGUUUCGAUUCGACGUCGAGUGUUAUAACCGGUGUCGGUAUUGUUGAAUCCACAGAAACUCACUUACAACAACAACAUCAAGUAAGUCUCGCUGGUAGCAGCAGUACGAAUACGACUGCCAAUCACAACAACAAUAGCAACAACGCGGUCAGUUACUGGAGCACCGAUGAGAUGGCUUCAUCGUUCCCCGGAUUACCGCCAUUAGACAUCGAUCCCUUGCCUAGCCUCUUCCCCUUUUCACCGUGCGGUGCCUCAUAUAAUUUCUCCACAAACCCGCAUCAAGCAUCGCUCUCCUACACCGUCCAUCCGCAUCAGAUGCUCGUCUCACCUGGCGGACAAGUCUCACAUCACACCCAAAGUCAAACGCAAAGCACACCACAUGGCAAUUCACUUAGUUCCAGCGGCACACCCACGUCUUGUUAUUAUGAUCCCAGCAGUAGUGGCAUGUUAGGUGGAUCUGCGUCCGUUGGCAAUACCUGUAGUCAACAUAUUAACACAAGUGUUGCGCCGCCGCCGCCACCAAUGUAUCCCAGCAUGAGUGUGAACGUCAGCAUGAAUAUGACAAUGCAUGGCUACGGCGCGGAAGGCACGGUGCCCAUGCAAUGUUCGCAGAUGCAAUGGACGCCACCAAAUACCAAUUCCUCCGUCAAUGUGCUCUAUCCGCCACUACUCAGUCCAACACAUUAUCCACCCGCAGCCACAUAUUCCUUCACCGCCGAUUUUCGCACACCAACGCUGCAGCAAUCCAGUCAGAGUCCAGGAGCUGGUGGUUUGCCUGCACUCACCGAUGCCGUCAUUGUCGAGGAGGACUCACCGUCACCGAUAAGCGAUACAUCGCGUCAUCUAUUCGCCGCUGGCACAGAGCUUGCGCCUGACUUUGCAUCACCAACGAAGAGUCCUUACGAUGACGAUGAGGAUAGCAACGAGGAGGGCUCCGACUCAAAGCCCAAUCUGUGUAGGCUUUGUGGCAAAACUUACGCACGCCCAAGCACGCUCAAAACACAUCUGCGAACUCACUCGGGUGAGCGACCCUACAGAUGCCCGGAUUGCAACAAGAGCUUUUCGCAGGCCGCCAAUCUGACGGCACAUGUACGCACACAUACCGGACAAAAGCCAUUCCGCUGUCCAAUUUGUGAUAGACGUUUCUCACAAAGUUCCAGCGUCACCACGCACAUGCGCACCCAUUCGGGCGAAAGACCAUAUCGUUGUUCUUCGUGCAAGAAAUCCUUUUCGGACAGUUCCACACUAACAAAACAUUUGCGUAUACAUAGCGGCGAGAAGCCAUAUCAAUGUAAAUUGUGUUUGCUCAGAUUCUCACAAUCGGGCAAUUUGAAUCGCCAUAUGCGUGUGCAUGGAACGAACCAAAAUAACGGCAGUAACAACGGCAAUGGCGGUAGCAAUUUGUUGACAUGACAAAAGGCGCGAAGUGGCGCCGCAUUUCAACAUUACUAUCCCCCAUACACCCACGGUGCUCACAACCUUUCACAUGGCCCACACGCCCACGCCCACACCCACAAUCAUCCGCACAUGCAUAUACCAAGCAGUAAUUAUGAUUAUAGCAGCUAUGGCAUCAACGAUUACACUUCACCCGGAUCACAAAACUAUUCAGGGUAUUAUUUUUGUGCACUUAAUAAGCCCAAAAUGGAGCGAUUCUAUUAGCAAGAACAUUAGUAACACAAAGUUAAUUAAACACACACUAAAAGAGAGAAAGUGUUAAAAGCCGAGCAAUUGCUGAUGCAAACUUCGGUUAAUUAUAGUAAAAGGCUUAUAUAGGUGUACAUAACAUACAUAGUAUGUACAUGUACUAUGAGAAAUUAAUUAAAAAUUACAAAAAAGAAAAAAAAUACAACAACAAAGCAAAAAUUAAGCGACAAAAGUUUGGUUGAAAUGCUCAAAUUUAACAUUAAAGUUUGUAAGUUUAACAAAAAUUUACCGUUAUAUCAUUGAUAAGCAGCCAAAAUGUAAAUAAAAACAA
Messenger RNA from Bactrocera latifrons, 2513 nucleotides. RefSeq names its product protein glass. NCBI's taxonomy places the organism in Eukaryota, Metazoa, Arthropoda, Insecta, Diptera, Tephritidae. The record is from RefSeq and is a predicted model, not a curated record. The coding region runs from base 260 to 1951 and encodes 563 amino acids. The transcript has 7 exons.